Molecule: messenger RNA, 837 nt
Organism: Aspergillus melleus
Lineage: Eukaryota; Fungi; Ascomycota; Eurotiomycetes; Eurotiales; Aspergillaceae
Product: acyltransferase domain-containing protein
Exons: 2
Coding region: 1-837 (278 amino acids)
Biological process (GO): fatty acid biosynthetic process; secondary metabolite biosynthetic process
Molecular function (GO): fatty acid synthase activity
Source: RefSeq, a predicted model, not a curated record
AUGUCAACACCAGUCUCCGCGCUCCUCAACUCGCCACCACGAAUCCGCUUUGUCUUCAGCGGACAAGGAGCGCAGUGGCAGGGCAUGGGUCGCGAGUUAACUUGUUACGAGAGUUUUAGAAGCGAGUUGGGUCAGGCUGACGCAUAUCUGCGCAGCCUAGGAUGCGUCUGGUCUGUUGUUAACCACAUACUGUACCCAGACCCAUCCAACCACAUUGACAAUCCAGAGCUUAGCCAGUCGCUGUGCACUAUUCUGCAAGUUGCUUUGGUCAACUUGCUUCGGCGAUUUAGAGUCAAGCCCGCUGCUGUUGUUGGACAUUCAUCUGGUGAGAUUGCUGCAGCAUACGCCAGCGGCCACCUUCCAAUGAAGUUAGCCUGGAGGUUGGCGUACUUUAGAGGGGUCUGUUCGGCCAAACUGGAUCGCGAUGGGCAUUUGGACGAUUCCGGGGAGUGUGUCUCCGGUGCCAUGAUGGCUGUGGGAUCAUCUGAGGCUUCUGAAGCAGAGCUACUCUUUACUCAUGGCGAUGUCGUUUCAAGCGUCUCUAUUGCUUGUAUAAACAGCCCCCAUAGUAUUACUCUUUCCGGAAACGAGGCUGCCAUUGACUAUCUUCACGGUGUUCUGGAGGAACAGAAGAUCGUCGCGCGCAAGCUACGCGUCAGGGUUGCCUAUCAUUCGAGACACAUGGAUAGCAUUGCAGUUGAUUACGCCUCCAUGAUCAACGCCUAUGCAGAUGCCAGCGACAUGGCUGCCAACAUGGCAUCACCAGUGCAGUUCUCUCAAGCUGUGUCGGUCAUGUGCCGCCACGGCGCCAAAGAUGUGACGAAGAAGCUGGACUAA